Messenger RNA from Rhodofomes roseus, 829 nucleotides. RefSeq names its product histone 2A. Gene Ontology annotation, molecular function: protein heterodimerization activity; structural constituent of chromatin; DNA binding. The coding region runs from base 213 to 677 and encodes 154 amino acids. NCBI's taxonomy places the organism in Eukaryota, Fungi, Basidiomycota, Agaricomycetes, Polyporales, Fomitopsidaceae. Gene Ontology annotation, cellular component: nucleosome. The record is from RefSeq and is a predicted model, not a curated record. The transcript is spliced from 4 exons.
UUCCUGCAACCACCAUCUCCCCCUGAUCCGCCACACCCGCGCGACCCUCGCAUUUCCGCGUCCUCGCGUCGUUUGCCUUGCCCACCCCGCGCACGCCCGCCGUGCCCAUUCUGGUAUCGCCACACUUCUGUUUGCGCGCCUGCGGUACCGCGUUCGCUACAUUCGACGCGUCUGAGAAGGCUAUAUUUAGCGGACACUCGCGUUUUUGAGAUAUGCCGUCGCCGAAGAAGCCCAAGUCUGCCGGAGGAAAAUCGAAGUCUGCGGCGCCGCCGUCGACUGCUGGUGCUGGUGGGGACGCGCCUGCCCAACCCUCGCAGCAGCAGAGGGUGUUGCACACGCGUAGUCAAAAGGCCGGACUGCAGUUCCCUGUUGGUCGUAUACACCGUUACCUGAAGCAGCGAACGCAGCACAACGUUCGCAUAGGGGCGAAGGCGGCCGUGUACACCUCUGCAAUCCUGGAGUACCUAACGGCUGAAGUCUUGGAGCUCGCAGGAAAUGCCUCCAAGGAUUUGCGCGUGAAGCGUAUUACCCCUCGCCACCUUCAGCUCGCCAUUCGCGGCGACGAAGAGCUUGAUAUGCUCGUUCGCGCGACCAUCGCAGGAGGAGGUGUUCUUCCGUUCAUCCACAAGAGCCUGACUGCGGGCAAGCAGAAGAAGGCGGCGGAGGGCGCGCAAUAAAUCCCCCUGCCUGCCGUUUCGUUCUUGCGCGUUCCCAAGCCACCGUUGAGCGCUGCCGAGUCGAUGCUUCAUAUGCUUUGCUGUGUAGUUGUAUCGCUGUAUGAUUGAUGGCUUCGUAUGUUUAGUAUGAAUGAUAUGCUUAUUGCUUGUUC